CAAAGCUCUACGCACGCAUAUACAUAUAUAUGUAUAUAUAUGUGUGUGUGAAAAACGCAACCCUUUGCUUUUGCCAAAAACCAGAGCUUUAAACACCCUAAAAAUCUUCCCCUUCGAGAGAGGAAUUCAACGGUGAAAGAAUCGUUGAAAACGAACGUCGGAAGAAGGAGAACAAGCUCGCCGGGCUGAUUUUGCGACGGGAAACGGAGCAGGGAAAACAAAGCUGCCAUCACCGCCAGUCCAUCACCGACCACCGCUGCCCCAGAACUAGCCGAUAGCACCGCUGUUUCGCUCGUCCGAGGAGGUGAUUAUCUAGAGACCGGAUUAGAGGAAGAUAACUAGGAGCAUCAGGACUUAAGGUAAUGAUGAAUAUGAAGCUCAUGAUGUUUGACGAGCCUUGAGAGCGUUUUAGAAGAUUUAUGUGUAGCCUUCACUUAGUUUAAAUAAUGUUAUUAAAUUUUGAAUUUAAGUUUUUAAUUCGGUUGAACUCGUGGUGGAUAGCCUCAACAUCCAGCCAAGUUGAGGGCUGGGUGUGGCGGUAACACAUCCUUUUUCCAUUACUGUUAUUUCCGCUGCAAAACUCUAUCUAUUUUUAAGGAAUAAAUCAAUGUUGUUAUCAAUAUAUUAUUAUUUCAAGUAUUAUUUUGGGCGGGAAAAUGGGGGUGUUACACGGCGCCCUUCCAAGAGCUCCUUCGAGAAUGGGGAAUAAAGCACCGUUUCUCCUCCGUUGCCUACCCUCAAGGCAACGGGCAUGUGGAGAACGCCAACAGAACCAUAAUGGAGGGGCUGAAGAAGAACCUACAGGACGCAGGAAGAAGUUGGGCCGACGAGCUCCCCAACAUCCUGUGGUGCUAUCUUACUACGCCGAGGAGGGAACCGGGUGAAACACCUUUCGCCCUGUGCAACGGUUUUGAAGCAAAGGCACCCACGGAGGUCACCAUUCCCAGCCGACGGGUGGAGCAGUAUGACCCAGAGGUCAACGAGGAAAACAUGAAAAUCGACCUCCACCUGGUCGACGAAAGACGUGAACAGGCAUUCAUCCGAGCAGAGAACUACCGGCGUCAAGUGAAAUCAUACUAUGACGCCAAGGUACGUUCCCGAGAAUUCCAAGUGGGGGACUACAUCCUCCGGCGAAGGGAAGCAAGUCAGCCGACGGAAGGAGGCAAGCUAGCCUUGAAGUAUGAAGGUCCCUACAUCGUCAGUGCCGUGGUGAAACCCGGUACCUACAAGCUUAAACGCUCCAACGGGACCAAUGUACCACAAACGUGGAAUGUACACCAUUUGGUGAAGUUUUAUCAAUAAUUCGAAGGAGGUGCAGCCGACGAAGCCCUCACCCUUUGACGGGUUAUUGAUCGAACGCCACCCUCGGCCUUGAGCCACUUUUGAAAAAAAU
Messenger RNA from Cuscuta europaea, 1393 nucleotides. The record is from the annotation of a GenBank genome assembly. Lineage: Eukaryota; Viridiplantae; Streptophyta; Magnoliopsida; Solanales; Convolvulaceae.